Messenger RNA from Zingiber officinale, 1491 nucleotides. RefSeq names its product E3 ubiquitin-protein ligase SINAT5-like. Gene Ontology annotation, cellular component: cytoplasm. NCBI's taxonomy places the organism in Eukaryota, Viridiplantae, Streptophyta, Magnoliopsida, Zingiberales, Zingiberaceae. The record is from RefSeq and is a predicted model, not a curated record. The transcript is spliced from 3 exons. Gene Ontology annotation, biological process: multicellular organism development; ubiquitin-dependent protein catabolic process. Gene Ontology annotation, molecular function: ubiquitin protein ligase activity; zinc ion binding; protein binding. Bases 208 to 1152 code for a protein of 314 amino acids.
GGUGAUCCAAACACCACAAGGUAACGCUGACCACCAGAGAGUUGGAAAAGGGGCGGUCGCCCUGUCUUUCUCUCGCCUCCGUUCCUCUCUGGCUCGAUCGCUCCUGUUUCUCUGGCUUCGGCUUCUUCGGUUGCCCUUGCCGAGAAGAAGAGGGGAGAGGGAGGGAGGAGGGAGGGAGGGGCCCGAAUCCCCUCGCCGUCGAGUGCAAUGGAGUCGGAUAGCGUGGAAUGCGUCUCGUCGAUCGACGGAAUGGACGAGGAUGAGACCUCCCCUCCCCACCCCGCUUCGUCAAAGAUCCACGCCGGCGCCGCUACCCCCGCUGGGAUUCCCGCUGCCACCAGCGUCCACGAGCUCCUCGAGUGCCCUGUCUGUACAAACUCCAUGUAUCCCCCAAUCCACCAGUGUCAAAAUGGGCAUACAAUUUGUUCCACAUGCAAAGCAAGGGUGCACAACCGAUGCCCUACUUGUCGACAGGAGCUUGGAGACAUUAGGUGUUUAGCAUUGGAAAAAGUAGCUGAGUCACUUGAGCUUCCUUGCAAAUAUAAUUCACUUGGUUGCCCAGAGAUCUUUCCAUACUACAGCAAACUGAAGCAUGAAGCCCAGUGCAGCUAUAGGCCUUACAAUUGCCCGUAUGCUGGAUCUGAAUGCGCAGUUGUGGGGGAUAUCCCUUUUCUAGUUACACAUUUAAGAGAUGACCACAAGGUAGACAUGCACAGUGGUUGCACAUUUAAUCAUCGAUAUGUCAAAUCUAACCCUAGAGAGGUUGAAAAUGCUACAUGGAUGCUGACUGUAUUUAAUUGUUUUGGUCAUUACUUCUGCUUGCACUUUGAAGCCUUCCAGCUGGGAAUGGCUCCUGUGUAUAUGGCAUUUCUGCGUUUCAUGGGAGAUGAGAAUGAAGCGCGAAAUUUCAGCUAUAGCGUUGAGGUUGGGGCCAAUGGAAGGAAGCUAAUAUGGGAAGGUACACCUCGAAGUAUUCGUGAUAGUCACCGCAAAGUCCGGGACAGUCAUGACGGUCUUAUCAUUCAGAGAAACAUGGCUCUCUUCUUUUCUGGUGGUGAUAGGAAAGAACUGAAACUGAGGGUCACUGGUCGGAUAUGGAAGGAGCAACAGAACAAUGAUGCCGGAGUUUGCAUGCCAAGCGUCUGCAGCUGACUUUGAGCUGAUUCGAUCUAUUCUGGAUACUAUCAUACCUCAUGAUGGAAGUCUUUCCUAAAAUUCUUUCGACCUAGUGUAGUUGAACUUCUAACUGUGUUUUUAAGGAUCAAGUGUCAUCUAAGAUGUAUUUGAAGAGUCAAGUUAAUUUGCCAAGCAUGUCAAAUUUUGCCAUGUGUUGGAAAAAGUGGCCACAGUUGAAAGUCAAAUUAUGUUAUCCAGGAGAUCAACGUGAAUUUAAAGAAGAAAUUGUAAAACACGGAUGAACGAAACUCAUUGACCUAAACUUUGUGAUAUUCUUUUAUUGCAUUGCUGAGUUGCCAUGUCUAGUUGCUUGCA